GACUUAAGAGAGAGAAAAUAGUGUGUUUGUGUGGCCACUCUGGAGACAGGAAAACCAACUAAUUUUUUUUUUUUUAAUUUGGUUUUUGGUUUUUGCUCUGUAUAUUCCUCACCAUCGUCUUGUACUACUUCCAAUGAUUUCCCAUUAACAAAAAGAAAAAAAAAAAAAAGAAUUUUGAUCUUACUCUGAUCCCAAAUUUUUUCAGUGUCUUCUUUCUGACAAUGUUGGAACUUUUGCAUUCUCAAUUCUGCAACUGAGUACUGAGAGCAAAGGCAACCCCUUCUUACCUCUGUUGUUACUUGCUUGCUCUCUACCAUGGCUUCAAAAUCUAGAUCCAAUUUAUCUGAAACUCCCAACAAAGCACCACCAGCUACUCCUAACAAAGCACAACCAGCAACUCACAACAAAGCAUCACCUGCAACUCCAAGAGUUAGUAAACUCAGCAAAGGAGUGUCCAAAUCAGAAUCUGAGUCGCCAUCACCUUUGCAAAAUUCACGCCUUUCUGCUGAAAGAUCUCCAAGAUCUUUGAAUUCAAAGUCCACUGCUGAGCGGAAAUCACCAAGACCUACCUCCACCCCUCCUGAAAAACAACCCGCAAAAGCUGCGAAGGGUUCAGAAUUGCAGACCCAGCUGAAUCUUGCUCAAGAAGAUCUAAAAAAAGCAAAGGAACAGCUGAUUCAGACUGAGAAAGAGAAGGCAAAAGCAAUUGGUGAGCUGAAAGAAGCACAGAAAGUGGCUGAGGAAGCAAAUGAGAAGCUCAGGGAGGCAUUGGUGGCUCAAAAGCGGGCUGAGGACAAUUCUGAGAUUGAGAAGUUCCGAGCUGUUGAGUUGGAACAGGCUGGAAUUGAAGCUGCUCAGAAGAAGGAAGAAGAAUGGCAGAAAGAGCUUGAAAGUGUGAGGAGCCAGCAUGCUGUGGAUGUGGCUGCUCUUCUCUCCACCACUCAGGAGCUUCAGCGGGUUAAGCAAGAAAUUGCCAUGACUUGUGAUGCAAAGAACCAGGCACUGAGUCAUGCUGAUGAUGCAACUAAAAUUGCUGAGCUUCACGUGCAGAAGGCGGAGAAUCUUUCAGCUGAACUGACACGGUUGAAGGCCUUACUAGAUUCAAAGCAGGAAACAGAGGCUAGUGAAAACAAGGUUUUACUGAAGCAGAAGACAGAGAUAGAAGCUCUUAUGCAAGAACUUGAAAAGGCAAAGGGUUAUGACGAAAAGUUGGCAGAGAAAGAGACUUAUAUUGAACAGCUUAAUGUGGACCUAGAAGCUGCAAAGAUGGCUGAAUCUUAUGCACAUAGCCUGCUAGGGGAGUGGAAAAGAAAGUUUGAUGAACUAGAAAUGAGAGUUGAAGAAGCAAAUAAGUUGGAGAGAUCUGCAUCAGUAUCUUUGGAAUCUGUGAUGAAACAGCUUGAAGAAAACAAUGAUUUGUUGCAUGAUGCAGAAUCUGAAGUUUCUAGUCUUAAAGAGAAGGUGGGAUUGUUGGAAAUGACAAUUGGGAGACAAAGAGGAGAUCUUGAGAGUUCAGAGCAUCGUCUUCUUGUGGCUAAGGAAGAAAGUCUUGAAAUGUCAAAGAAAGUUGAAUCUCUCAAAUCUGAACUGGAGAAAGUUAAGGAAGAGAGAGCUCAGGCUUUGAACAAUGAAAAGCUUGCGGCUUCAAGUGUGCAGACCCUAUUAGAAGAGAAAAACAAACUUAUUAAUGAAUUGGAGAACUGUAGAGACGAAGAAGAAAAGAGCAAAAACGCAAUGGAAAGCUUAGCUUCUGCAUUACAUGAAGUAUCUGCAGAAGCUAGAGAUGCCAAAGAAAAGCUAUUAGCCAACCAUGCUGAGCAUGAAAACUAUGAGACCCAGAUUGAAGAUUUGAAGUUGGUCUUAAAAGCUACUAAUGAAAAAUAUGAGUCCAUGCUUGAUGAUGCACGGCAUGAGAUUGAUGUUCUUACAUGUAGUGUUGAAAAUUAUAAGAAUGACAUUGAGAACUCCAAGGCAGAGUGGGAGCAGAGAGAACUUCAUCUAGUCAACUGCUUAAAGAAAACUGAAGAAGAGAAAUCGUCCCUGGGAAAGGAAAUAAAUAGGUUGACUUAUUUACUCAAAGAAGCUGAGGAAGAAGCUAGUGCCAAGAUGGAGGAAGAAGCUCAACUGAAGGAAAAUCUGAAGGAAGUUGAGGCUGAAGCGAUCCACCUUCAAGAAGCACUUAAAGAAGCACAGGCUGAGAGCAUGAAAUUGAAGGAGAGUUUAUUGGAUAAAGAAAAUGAGUUUCAGAAUAUUUUUCAAGAAAAUGAGGAACUCCGAUCUAGAGAAUCUGAUUCUAUUAAGAAGGUGGAGGAGUUAUCUAAGUUGCUGGAAGAAGCUACAACCAGACACCAAACUGAGGAAAACGGGGAUCUUACUGAUAGUGAGAAGGACUACGAUUUGCUUCCUAAAGUAGUUGAAUUCUCUGAAGAGAAUGGACAUGGAGGAGAAGACGUAUCCAAGGUAGAGCUUCCAGCAAAUGAAGAGGGACUCGGACAAAGCUUAAAUGAAGAAAGUAUUCUCUUGAAUGACAAGUCUGAUAAAAUUGAAUCUCCCAAACCUGAGAGUAUGAAUGGAAAAAUGAAGGAAGAUGGGGGCAAAGAAAAUGUUUCGGCAGCAGUUGAAUUUAAAAUGUGGGAGAGCUGCAAGAUAGAGAAGAAGGAGUUCUCACCAGAGAGAGAACCGGAGCCUGAAUCUUUUGAGGAGGAAGUUAACUCAAAGAUAGAAGGCGGCGAGGGCUUUGACCAGAUAAAUGGAGCCUCUGUAACAGAGAACAUUGAUGACGGUGGGAGCUCACCAUCAAAGCAACAAGUGAAAAAGAAGAAGAAGCCCUUGCUUGGCAAGUUCGGAAGCCUGCUCAAGAAAAAGGGUGGUAGCAACCACAAAUAGAGAGCAAUAUUCUACUUUGGAAGGUAUAUUGAACAUUACAUUGUUUGCACGUAUUUGCUUUAUGAUUUUUUUUUGCUUCUUGGAAUAGCUCUUAAUUAAAGAAUGACGAGGUUUGUAAUAUUGUUUAGGAUUCUUCUCUAAUCACCUCUUUUGGGUUGCAGUUCUUCACGUUGGCAGUAAAUUGUAUGUGAUGGAAUUUUUAUUUUUCCUCCCUUUAUUCUGCUUUUGUCUCUUGCCCUCCCUCCCCUCCUAUAUAUAUAU
Messenger RNA from Gastrolobium bilobum, 3147 nucleotides. Its product is annotated as WEB family protein At3g02930, chloroplastic-like. The transcript has 3 exons. Gene Ontology annotation, biological process: reciprocal meiotic recombination. Lineage: Eukaryota; Viridiplantae; Streptophyta; Magnoliopsida; Fabales; Fabaceae. The record is from RefSeq and is a predicted model, not a curated record. Bases 316 to 2886 code for a protein of 856 amino acids.